AUCAACAACACGUGUAUACCACGCGCUGACUAUUCUACGUCCGCCAUACUCGCGCCUUCUCUUACCUCACGAGUCCACUUCGUUGGGCAAAGAUUCCUCGUCUGGGCGGUCAUUAUAGCUUGCCGACGUCGAGAUUUGCCAUGUAUUUUCCCCCUUUGGUCGCCUUGGAUCGUUCGGAUAGGUCUUCUUCGUUACUCCAUCUAUCCAUCACUUCGAACUCGGGCCGAGUCAUUGUUGGUAUUUAACAACUCUGACCUCAACCACUACCUCCUGCGAUACAUCUUUCUACUACCCGCUGUUGCGACACUCAAUCUCAUGGCAUCCUAUUUUCGCAGUCUCUUUGGAGGCAGCGAACGACGCGCAUCGCUCUCAGACGAUUCUAAACCGCGUCAACGUUCUCAUUCCACUCCUCGGAGUUGCAGGCAGGAGACCACUCCCAGUACAACGUCAACAAAGCACGUUCCGAAGAGGAAAAGGAGUAAUUCUUUAUCGUAUGCUCCUUCUCCUUCCAAGGGCUACUCUUACACAUCACUUCCUUCACACACCAACAAACAUGGUCAUCAUCAUUCCCAAGAGCUUCGCAUCGUCAGUUACAAGUACAACCGCCCUACACCAUACUCUAUCUAUCUUCCAAAUGCAUCACCACAAAGUAACCAUUCCCGUACAAGCUCGUCAAGUUCGUCACCACCCGAUUCGUUUCCGAAAACGAACAGCGCCAGUACAAGCAACUCCUCGCCUCGCCCCGUUUUGAAGAAGACCUCCCACUCGAAUGCACGUACGAGUAUACAGCAUCACGUGUCAUUCGCUAAUCCCAACCGACCUGAGGCACUCCACAUGCAUCCUCUCUUCGCCUCGAGUCGUCAAUGCCACGCGCCAAUAUGGUACAACGUGACAUUUACGCCGUCCUCGAAGUCCGUCGUCGACCGAAAAACUCAGACGCCGAUCCCUGCCCAUACGCUAUCUCAGCCAGCCACUGAUCCGGCAAACUCUGACAAGCUCGUGUUGAAAUCGAAUAAACUCCCAUGGCCAAUCGUUGUGCACGCGGAUGGAAGGGUGGUAACGAACCUUGACCUCCUCUGCGCCGUGCACAGGACUUUGUCGACGAGGGUAACGCACCGAGAGUGGGAAGUACUGGGGCAUGGUACGCAUGCGCAGCUGAAGGCGGCGAGGGCAUACGAGGCACGGUGUAGGAAACUUGGGGGUGGAUGGGACGGUGGCGUUAGGAGGAUUGAUUGGCUGGGCGAGAAGACGUAUUUGAUUGGAGUUGAGGUGGAUAAGAACGCUGGAGUGGGGAGGCUGGUCUUUGGGAAGCCGUGAACAUGACAGCUCAGAAGGACUUCAUCGUCGAUAGUAAAACAUUUACCUGGAUCUGUAUCCUUUUGGUCAUUAUUCUAUGGUAGGGAUAUUAGUUAGUAUAAGUAAUUAAUUCUUCGCUGGACUUGAUCGUUGUAGCUAGUGUUUUAGGUAGAUGUAAUGUACGGGACUUUGUGCUACAACAAAUGGAAUACUCUCUUAAUUUCAAGAUUUGGG
Molecule: messenger RNA, 1530 nt
Organism: Desarmillaria tabescens
Lineage: Eukaryota; Fungi; Basidiomycota; Agaricomycetes; Agaricales; Physalacriaceae
Exons: 3
Coding region: 316-1317 (333 amino acids)
Source: RefSeq, a predicted model, not a curated record